Cygnus olor (mute swan) is the source of this 5714-nucleotide messenger RNA. RefSeq names its product transmembrane protein 168 (gene TMEM168). Bases 772 to 2874 code for a protein of 700 amino acids. Lineage: Eukaryota; Metazoa; Chordata; Aves; Anseriformes; Anatidae. The transcript has 5 exons. The record is from RefSeq and is a predicted model, not a curated record.
AGGUCUAUGAGCUUCCUCCUCCCACCCAUCUGGCUGUGCUUGCCAAGGCAGUGCUGUGAAUGAAACACAGAUUGCGUUUUGUAUAAAACAGGGGGGGUGGCAGCUUUUGUUUGGGAGGUACGAGUCUGUCUGGGAUCUGCGUCCUGUGGCCUUGCAGAAUGGUGCUGCUAGUGAAGGAGGGUAGGCAUCCCUCCUCAUUUCCACACUGCCGUCCCUCUUGUGUGUCCCAAGCACCUGCAGGCUGACUCCGGGCGCGUGUCUAUUUGCUUUCCCUCCUUCCACCCCACCAGCCUUCCGUUUUGUGCGUGUGUGUGUGUAGGGGAGGACGUGCUUUCCCUCCUGUCAACCCACUGCUGAACUCUCCCUGCGUGGGGCGGCGGGGGCUGCGGGUGGGAACGCAGCACCCCCACCUCCGGCUCCUCUAACCGCAGGGGAGCGGCGGAGGUGCCCGUUCCUCCACGAACACCUCGCCCUGGCCUCCAGGGAGCCCCGCACCCCUCUCACGGGCCGGUCCCGGGGCUCUGGCAGCGCCCGGGCGGCGCCGUUUGAGCCUCCGCGCUGCCCGUAGCCGGGCCGCCGCAGCCCUAAGAUGGCGGCGGCGCUGCGCGCGGGGGCGGGAGGUUGCCGGGACGCCCGCGGAGGACUUCAGUGAUUCUGGACCACUGUUACUGCAAUGAUAUUACAGAAGACAGCUGUUGCAUUGUAUUUGUUGGAUGAAACCCAAAUAUUUUCUUUCAGUCAAGUGGGUAAAACCCCCUAACUGCAGUUUACAUGUGUAGGUCACUGCGUUACUGUGUUAGUCAUUGUCUCUAUGCAGCAAUGACAAGGCUAGAAGAAGCAAACAGAGAAGUGAACAUGCAUUCAUCGGUCAGAUAUCUGGGCUAUCUUGCCAGAAUCAACUUACUGGUUGCUAUUUGCAUGGGCCUUUAUGUCAGAUGGGAAAAAACUGCAGAUGCACUGAUUUUGGUAAUAUUUAUUCUGGGACUCUUUGUUCUUGGAAUUGCCAGCAUACUCUACUACUAUUUUUCAAUGGAAACAGCAAGUUUGAGUCUCUCCAAUCUUUGGUUUGGCUUUUUGCUGGGCCUUCUCUGUUUUCUUAAUAAUUCUGCCUUCAAGAAUGAUGUGAAAGAAGAAGCAACUAAAUAUCUGCUCCUUUCCGCCAUUGUUUUAAGGGUAUUGUGUGCUUUGGUUGAGAGGAUUUGUGGUUGUAUCCAUCAUCGACCGACUCUGCUGACAACAGUUGAGUUUUUGGAGCUAGUUGGGUUUGCAAUUGCCAGCACAACUAUGCUGGUGGAAGAAUCUAUGAGUAUCAUUCUCUUGGUUAUUGCUUUGGCCGUGUUAAUUAUUGACUUACGUAUGAAGUCUUUUUUGGCAAUUCCAAAUUUGGCAAUUUUUGGAGCCAUUGCAUCCUUGCUUUUUUUUCCAUCACUGCACAUUCCCACAAACCCAUUUGCCUUGGCCUGUUUCUUCAGCUGCCUCAUUUCAGAUCCCCUUCUCGACGUUUACUUCAGUGGACUUUCUGUUACUGAACGAUGGAAGCCUUACCUGUACCGUGGGAAGAUUUGCAGAAGGCUUUCUGUCAUCUCAGUUGGAGUCAUUGAACUGAUCUUUUUCAUCCUUGCCGCCUUUAAGCUACGUGAUUUGGAUCUCUGGUAUUUUGUGAUACCUGGUUUUUCUAUUUUUGGAAUUUUUUGGAUGAUCUGUCAUGUGAUUUUUUUUAUAACUCUUUGGGGAUUUCACACAAAACUAAAUGACUGUCACAAGAUAUACUAUACCCACCGUGCAGAAAACAACAGCCUUGACAGAGUUAUGGCAUCCAAAGGAAUGCGUCACUUCUGUUUAAUUUCAGAACAGCUAGUGUUUUUCAGCCUUGUCGCAACUGCUGUUUUGGGGGCCGUUUCUUGGCAGCCAACCAAUGGGAUCUUCAUGAGUGCAUUUCUCAUUGUUUUGCCUCUGGAAUCCAUGGCUCAUGGGCUUUUUCAUGAAUUGGGAAACUGCCUGGGAGGAACGUGUGUUGGGUAUGCUGUUGUGAUUCCCACCAACUUUUGCAGUCCUGAUGGCCAGCCAACUCUUCUUCCACCUGAUCAUGUGCAAGAGUUAAACCUGAGGUCUACAGGCAUGCUUAAUGCCAUCCAAAGAUUUUUUGCGUAUCACAUGAUUGAGACAUACGGCUGUGACUACUCUACGAGUGGACUGUCCUUCGAUACCCUUCACUCCAAGAUCAAGUCUUUUCUUGAACUUCGGACUGCAGAUGGACCCAGACAUGAUACUUAUAUUUUAUAUUACAGUGGUCACUCACAUGGCACUGGUGAAUGGGCACUAGCAGGUGGCGAUGCUUUACGACUUGACACACUUUUGGAGUGGUGGAGAGAAAAGAACGGCACUUUUUGUUCCCGACUCAUCAUUGUUCUAGACUGUGAGAACUCUCAGCCUUGGGUUAAAGAAGUAAGGAAAGUAAACGACCAGUACAUCGCAGUGCAAGGAGCAGAAAUGGCCAAGGUUGUAGACGUUGAGGAAGCAGACCCUCCACAGCUUGGCGACUUCACCAGGCAAUGGGUUGAGUACAACUGUAACCCUGACAGCAACAUCAGCUGGUCUGAAAAGGGUCGUACAGUGAAAGCAGUGUAUGGUGUGUCAAAACACUGGAGUGACUACACUUUGCAUUUGCCAACGGGAAGCGAUAUUGCCAAACACUGGAUGAUUUAUUUCCCGCGUAUUACCUAUCCAUUAGUGCAUUUGGCAAACUGGUUUUGUGGUCUCAAUAUGUUUUGGGUCUGUAAAGCGUGUUUCAGGUGCCUGAAAAGAUUGAAAAUGAGUUGGUUUCUUCCCACAGUGCUGGACACAGGACAGGGUUUCAAACUCGUCAAAUCCUAAUUAGGAACCAAAGAGGAAAUGAAGUGAGAGCUCUGGGAACUUUCUCACUUUAAAGCAUUUGCAACUUUUUGUAUGACUAUUUUCUCUGAAUAAAUCUGCUACACUCACUUUGUUCAGCUCUUUGAGCAGCUAAAGUAUAUGCAACAGUUAGAAACUCCAGUCUUAAACAGAAGAGGCUAGGACUAUAAUAUUUGCGUUUUGUUACUGGACUGUAUGUACAUAUGUAAGAGACUUACUAUGACCAUGCAUUUUGGCGACAGUUGCAUGUUCAUAUGUGUUACUUCAAGCAGCCUUUGUUCAGAAUCACCAGUGUGACAGACAGGAGCUCCUAUGAAUAUUAGAGCAUGCUUAUUUGUCAUUUAUAUCCCCUAUAAGGUUCAAAUACGGGAAGGGAAACAAGCUAAUCUUGAAAUCAAUAUUUAUGUCCUUGAAAUUGUUUGGUGGGAUCAAGGCUAUUAUAAAAUAGCACUGAGGCAAAAAUUAAAAGAGAAGAAUGAAUAGUCAUUGUAGAUAAGUAGCUACCAGGAAUCUUGUUUUAUUUGCUUUUGCAUCUUCAGCUCUUGCCUCGUUCUCUACUUCCAUCAGUGGAAAUUUGCCACAGAAAACAAGGAAAUCAGACAAUAUUGUAAUGUUCUGAUGGAGUUAAAAGUGCACUGAGAGGUUUUUUCCUCACUGGUCAGGGUGGUUCUGUCUUUUUCAGGCUCUUAUCUGUUUGUAUUUUUGAAAAGCUACUCUGAAGUGAAAAACAGCAACAACAAAAAAAAAACAAGGAAUUUAAGUAAGAAACUAGUCUAUUGAUAAAAAAUAAGAAAUACAAAUGCUGCUUUGCUUCCACAUUUAUCUGAAGUCUUUGCUGUGCCUAAGACCUCAGUCCUGUAAAAUGUUGAGUCUGGGAUUAGACAGAUGGGUUCACCUCCAAAAGUAUUAAAUCUAUGAGCAAGCAGUUUGUCAGAAAAAUUAUUCCCAUAAGCCAGCACUGAAUCCUAAAUGUUCUUCAACUCUGUUCUCCCAGCCACAAGGUCCUGGUCUUAGUCCUUCAGUUACAGAGUUGGAUGGGACUCUGGAAAUCUUGUCUUGGUACUCUUCAGUCAGAGAAGCUGCGUAGCUUUUUUUGUCUUGUUUGCCCAAAUACUGUAAGUAAGUCAGAAGCUAAAUAACUAAGCCGCCAAGGUAGCACGCUUUGUGGUGUUGCACACGUGUACAAUCCAAACAUUUGAAAAAUCAAGAAAUUAGUCCUUUUUAUUUUUGAAAAAGUUUAGAACAUCAAUCAUAACACUUCUUGCUAACUACAACGGGUACAUCUUGUUCUCUUGCUUCUACUGUUACAUCUUUAUGAACGUUGCCUGUAUCUUUGUACGACAAGAGGAACUGAAAAGCGUGGGAUUUCUGACCUAUGCUGGGAACUGUAAGUAGACUAAAGUGAAAAUCUGCUCUGCAGUGUCGUGAUACACAGUUUUGUACAGAACAAACACAACAUUUGGUGCUGAACUUUUGCCUCAGUUUAUUAAAUGGUUUCCAGCAUAUUUAUUAAACUGUUAGGUUUUUCUGUAGGAUAGACUGUGUGAUCUUUAGCAGUUUGUUAAAAAUUAAAUGAAGAGUCAGCUCUUCAAUCUGCAAAAAGAUUAUUUGCAAAACCAGUCAUGUGUUUUCAGAUUUGUUUCAGUUUUCACAAUUAACUCUAGUUUUCUGAAUUUGUAAUAAUAUUAACAUUAACUAAGGUUAUACCUACUUUUGAUUUUAUUUUUUAAAGCAAAGGCAUGGUGAAAAUGCCUUUUUAAUCUAAAGUAUAUGUUUACAGCCAUUGAAAACUGUGAGGCCUUUUUGGACAAAGAGACUGUAUUUUGUCUUUCAAAAUCCAGGGUGUAGGAUGAUGAGCCUCAGGAAUUCAGCAGUAUUAAUUCACCACUUCUACACUAAUUAAUAUCAAGACAUCCUACCAUGGCCCAUGUUCCCAGGCAAGGACCAAGUGAAGGCAGAACUCUCCUCUGGCGCCUGGUACUCAAGCAAUUCCACGGGUCUCUGCCUGGCUCAGCCCCACGUGCACAUUGUGGGAGACAAUGCACCAGAAGCUCCUCAUGGCAGUGAGGGAUUAUCCCUCUGCUGUGCUCUGUAUGAAAUAGAGGCAAAGCCUGAAAGAGAAAUUUAGACCUAAUUCCAAAGAAUGUUACAUAUGCUAUCAUUGACAUGCGAGUUACGCUUGAGACGCUCAAGAAUUUAUUAUAUGGAUUUAUAUAUAUGGAUUGAGAAGGGUAGCUUGAGGUCUAAACUUUUUUCUUUUUUUUUCCAAGAUGCUUGUCUGUACUGUACAUUCAGAAAUUGUUAUAAAGGUUGCUAUAAAUUUAUAUCAAUUUUAUGUUGACUUUCUUUCAUUUACUUCCCAUACAUUAUCAACCUUGCUGAAACAUGCAAAAGCAUUAAGUCCUACAAACUUUUGUCUUUAAAAGAAAUUCAAAUUGCAAAUUCACAGUAAUGUUUUUCUCUGAACAGUAUGGGAAUAAAAGCCAUCUUCUUAAUUUUUGCACUACCAGAGUUAAGUAUUUGCUGUUCAUUAUGCUUUGCAUGCCUUGUGAUUGUUGUUGUCUGGCCUUCAGUUUUUCCUAGAAACUUCAUCAGUUUUAUUAAGCUUUCCCUUUAUUUUGCAAAAGACAUAAUUAAUGCUAUGCUAGCUGUAAGCAUCUAUGGUGUCAGCAGUGGACAAUGUAACUGGGUUAAAUUUCUUGUAUACAAAUACCUUUCUGGGGGAAGAUUUUUUACUGGAGAUACUGUUUUUAAAUCUGUAAAUAGAUUUUUUUGUGUAUUUGUGAUAUUGCUUAAAUAUAUUUUGCUGUUUUGGAUGCUCA